Molecule: messenger RNA, 1035 nt
Organism: Rhagoletis zephyria (snowberry fruit fly)
Lineage: Eukaryota; Metazoa; Arthropoda; Insecta; Diptera; Tephritidae
Product: putative carbonic anhydrase 3
Cellular component (GO): cytoplasm
Molecular function (GO): carbonate dehydratase activity; zinc ion binding
Source: RefSeq, a predicted model, not a curated record
UUGGGCACAAUGGUGGAAUGUUCGUUGUGCUCGCUAUUGAGUUUUUUAUUCAACUGUAUUUACCAUGUGAUCGGUUGUGCUUUAGAGUACCCGCUGGUAGUAAUGGCGCUUAGCUUUCUAAUUGCGUUGGUUUUCGUAACAAAUAUCUUUACGGCAAAAUUGAUUUGUGAUUUCCGUAGUCCGUUACGUGGUGGUGUCCCAGCAGAUGGCGGUGGAAGCUGCAAUGAAAGUGGGCAAGGCGAGAGAAGCGCAUCAACGCAAUUUGAUUAUGGGCCAGAUAAUGGUCCACAUAAUUGGCGCUGCUCGGACACAAAUCAAUCGCCCAUAAAUAUUAUCGAUGAUAAUGUGCAAAAAUUUCCCAUACGUGAAUUACUUUGCUGGAAUCACUACGAUGAUUUACCCAACGGCAUUAUGCUGGAGAAUAAUGGUCACACAGUUGUGCUACGCGCCUCUUAUUCAGGCAAUACACCCACCGUUAGUGGUGCUGAUCUGCUGGCUUGUUAUACAUUUGUUGAACUGUGCUUUCGCUGGAGUUCAUUAGGCAACGAUGGAUCCGAACACAUGCUGAAUUACCGCAAAUUUCCGCUGGAAUUACAGACUGGCUUCUACAGCUAUGGCGGCUCACUGACCGAACCGCCAUGCUAUCAGGGUGCCGAAUGGUUUCUCUUUCCCGAGCCAUUGGCAAUUAGUGAACGCCAGUUGAACGAAUUUCGUCAGUUGCUAUCGAAGGAUGGCAAAACACGGAUUCUGCGUAAUUCACGUCCUGUUCAAGAUAUCAAUUGUACACGCAUUGUCAACUUAAAUCAAUUUAAUCCCAUUGAUGCUUGCCCGAUGGAGCCGCCCGUGUGUGUAGAUGAGGAAAGUGUUGAAUAGCAAGGAAGUGCGAAAAUGAUUUGCACCGAAGCCUAUGCGAUUUCAAGAUUUUAUAUUUGUAAAUUUAUUUACAAAUCAAAAAUAUAUACUUGUACAGUUUAUGAAAAAAAUAUCUAUGUAUAUGGGCAUAUGUAGUCCGUAGAGUCCCUAAUUAAGGCGCCA